Xenia sp. Carnegie-2017 is the source of this 2595-nucleotide messenger RNA. Its product is annotated as gamma-aminobutyric acid type B receptor subunit 2-like. Gene Ontology annotation, biological process: gamma-aminobutyric acid signaling pathway; G protein-coupled receptor signaling pathway. The transcript is spliced from 15 exons. Gene Ontology annotation, molecular function: G protein-coupled GABA receptor activity. The record is from RefSeq and is a predicted model, not a curated record. Gene Ontology annotation, cellular component: membrane; G protein-coupled receptor heterodimeric complex. Bases 218 to 2398 code for a protein of 726 amino acids. Lineage: Eukaryota; Metazoa; Cnidaria; Anthozoa; Malacalcyonacea; Xeniidae.
CACUCAAACCUUUUGUGCAAUAAAAUCGUAAUUCCCUUUUUUAAAUAUAUUAUUGGCGAGUAGGAUGUGCGCAUCGUUUAUUAGUAGCUAUGCUUGUAACAUGUUGAAACAAAAAUUAUCAUUUGAGUAAAAAGAACAUUCAAUAUAACUCCACAAUGCUUGCUUGCUUUUGAGGAAGCAGUGACACAAUACAUUUGGGUUAUAGAAGAUAAACUGUAUGUGGAUCAUGCUUUCACGCAGAGCAAAUUAUUUUCAAGUGCUCUGUAUGUUAAUGUUUUUCGUUGGCCGUUGUCCUUUAGUCUUUGGUAAUAAAACAAAGCUUGUUAUUGCUGGCAUCUAUACAAAAACACAUAACAGGUCAAGUGAGGAAGUCAAUUGCUCUGUUAAACGUGCUUUGGAACUUAUAAAUAAUAGUUCAUCUUUGCUAAGAAACUAUGAUUUGGAAAUUGUUUGGAAAUACUCCGAGUGUGAAAAUGAUUAUGGGAUGAAGGCAUUAAUGGAACACAUCAUCGAGUCUCCUCCAAAUAAGAUAGCUUUCCUUGGACCAGCUUGCUAUGCAGCAGCCGAAUUUUGGUGUAUAGCACUUCGACACUUGAACUUAAUUCAGAUCCCGUUCGGUUUGAUGACAUCGCGAUUUUCAAACAGAAAAAAUAAAUUUCCCAACAUCUGCGUCAAUCCGUCAAGAACUCUUGUCAAUGUCAAACUGACACUUAAAAAAGUUUUCCGUUGGACUCGUGUUUUCAUUGUAGAACAGCGUGCUGAUGAAUUCUGGUUAUGUCCAAAAAUAACAAAGAAGAAGAAACUCUGCCUGGCUAAAAAAAACGAAGAAAUGGUUAUUAGUUCUUUAAAGGAAAGUGAUGCUAGAAUUAUAGUUCUAAAUAUGGCACAAUCACACGCUGAGAAAUUUUUAUGUGAGGCUUUUAAAAGAAGUUUUAAUGAUUCUGAGACUGUGUGGAUACUGCACAAUUCAUGCAAAACAAAAACGUGGGCCUUAGAAAAUACCAGCUGUACAGUUGACGAUGUGAAACAAUUCGCUAAGAACUUGCUUUAUAUUGGUCGUGAUUGUGACUUUAAAUGGAAAGGGAACAAUAUAGGCAAGGUAACAACAAUGGAAAAGAAAAAUUGCCGAGAAGCUGAGAAUAAUUACGCUUAUCAUGCAAUUGAACUCCUUGCACAAGCUUUGAACGGUACUGAAGAAGAGCUAGAACGUGUCAAUGAAUCGCUGAAAGAGUUCACAUACGCUUCAUCUCAUAUCACUGCGAUCAUUUUGAGAAAGUUGGAAAGUUUGACAGUGGGAAACAAUGCAAAAUUGUGGAUAAAACAGAUGCAAAAUAACACAUUCGUAAAGAUUGCUUGGUGCGAAAAUAAACGAAAGAAAUGCAAAGAUCUAAAUAAUGCCGUGUGGGCAGGAGGAGUUUUGCCUUCAGACGGAAAACAUGAAGAAUUCAUUCCAUGCAUUUCAAAAGAAGUAUUUUGGUCAGCAACAGGAGCAUCAAUCGUCGGCAUUUUAACAGCUAUAUUUUUUCUCUGGAUAAACAACAGGAAAUCUUCACAGCAGUACGAUGUACUCAAGAUGUCUACGCCACCAUUAAAUAAUCUCAUGCUGCUUGGAGCAGUUCUUGCAUACAUUUUUAUUCCAAUAAACGGAAUGACGAAAUGUACCAAGAAAAGAUUGUCUUUUAACACUUCUGUUUGCAAGGUGGAAGUUUUCCUGAUGACCAUCGCUUUUUCCUUGUUGUUUGGUGCAAUUUUUAUGAAAACAUGGAGAAUCUACAGAAUAUUUACGAAUACAAAACUUUCCAAAAAGCUGCGGUUUUUGACCAACAAAUAUUUGAUAAUGAUGGUGGCUUUAUUGGUUCUCUUUGAUUUGUUGUACUUAUUUUCAUGGAACUUCAUACAUCCUUUAGAAGAUAAUGUAACGAAACAUGUUCUUCCUCGUGAGCACAAAAAAGCCUCCAAAAAAAAUUUGUUUAUCCACGAGUGCACAUCUUCCUACUUUGAAAAAUGGUAUACAGGUCUUAUGCUUUACAAAGGUCUGCUCAUCGUCUUUGGAAUCUUCAUCACUUGGGAGACUCGAAACGUUUCGUUUCCUGGUUUGAAUGAUUCCAAGUACAUUGGCAUGUGUGUAUACAACAUUUUCAUGACGACUGUCGUCAUUUUGCCGCUCAAGAUGUUGGCCUUCGAGACUGACGUUAAUAUUAGUUACAUUAUUCUUACUUCAAGUAUCCUGUUGUGCACGACUCUAACUCUGGUUCUUAUGUUCUUCCCAAAGAUUUAUCCAGGAAAGACGCCGAAUGAGACUUCAAAAGCAACGACACUAAACAUUAAGAACGGAGUUGUUGUCAUGGAGGAAGUUGCUCAUGUGCCGAAAUCCUCGCUACCAGAAAAAAAUCAUUGAAGUGUUCGAUUGCAUUUUGGAGAAUCUAGUCGAUAGCUAAUUCUUACUUUUCUGUGAUUUGUAGUUAAACAUUUACUGAAGUCGCUAUUUGCUUGAAAUAAUGAAAGUCUGCAUAAUAUGGUAGAUUACAAUGCACAUGGUACUUAAUACCACGUUGUUAAUAACAUAGAAUUAUACCAUUAAAAAAACAAAACUCA